Molecule: messenger RNA, 519 nt
Organism: Rotaria sp. Silwood2
Lineage: Eukaryota; Metazoa; Rotifera; Eurotatoria; Philodinida; Philodinidae
Source: the annotation of a GenBank genome assembly
AUGUCGUACAGGUCGUCAUCAACCACGUACCAAUUACCAUUUGCGACAUCUAAUGGCAAGUCUGAUGCUCCAAACAAAGAUCCAUUAACUACUGCAUACAUUGGUUGUCAUCGUACAGAUGCUCUAGCAGCUGUUAAUAUUGCUUACAAGGAUUUUCGUUUAAGCACAACUAGGCCGCAAAUGUUAGGUCAUGGUAUCUAUUUUGCUCGUUCAAUUUUUCAUACCCUGUUUAAUGCAAGACGAGAUGGUGCUGUCAUAUGUGCUGAAAUGCUUAUGGGUCGUGUACUUGCAAUAGAAAAUGAUGAAUUAGAAAAUGUAUCAAAUACAAAUGCAUGGCAUCAGACUUUUGACACAAUAUACUAUCGCCAUCCAAGACAACCAUUACGAGAUGAAUUUUGUAUUAAAAGUAAUGAGUACAUAUUGAAAUGGGUUAUGUGCAUUGAACCACCAUUUGAUACCAAUGUAGAACGAUAUGUAUUGCACACAGAGUUUGCCGAUACUAAAUGUCGUUGUAUUUAA